UAUCAAUUAAAAAAAAAUUAUUAUUAUUUUCUUACACACUGGUCCAGCUCGUGCGCCCCAGGAGCAAUCAACAAUUCCUUCGUUGCCGUUUGGAAUCCAUUAGCCCAAAUGGAAGAUGAGAAACGUGAUCAUGAUGCCAAACUUAAGAAAAUGGAAACUGAAAUGGAACAAGUUUUUGAGAUGAAAGUCAAAGAAAAAAAACAGAAACUUAAAGAUUCAGAAAUCGCUUUACAACAAAAGAAUGAACAAAUGUUGAAGAGAUUAGAAUCUGAAGCUAGUGAAUUGGAUGAAAGGCGUCGUCAACUUGAAUUAGAAAUCAGAGACUGGGAAUCUAGCAGUGGUGUUAGUCUUGACGAACUGAGAAGGCGAUCAUUAGAAAGAGAAACUACUGAUGGAAAAGAGAAAAAAAUCAAGAAAAAAGGAUUAUUCUGAAACGAGUAGUGCCAUAAUAAUAUGUUUAAAAUCAUAUUAUUAUUUAUAACUAUUAUUUAUCUAAUUAUUAUUUGACCAAGUUGUAUGAAUCGGGUACAAUCUUGUUUGAACAGUUGUUAUGUAACUUAGACUGUCAAACUUGUUACCAAUAAUAUGUGUGUGUGUGUGUACCACAUUUAUCAUAACAAUACUCUUUUUAUUUUUUACUACGUUAGUUUUAAUGAUAUAGUCUUAUUAAUCUUAUCCAAUCAUUGAACUUUGUAAUAUGUAUAUAUAUACAUAAAUAUACACACAUUGUUUGAAUGAUGAAAUAAUUUGUAAGCAUUUACUAUAGGCAAAUUGUUUUUCAGUUCCAUAGUGUUUAGAGUUUAAAAAAAUGAAGCUCAAUUGUGUAAUCCAUAAAUAAAUUAAUAUUACUGCCUAAAAUUUAUCAAAACUGUAAUUUUUAAGCAAACGCCAACUGACUAUUUUAUUCAUUCCAGUAAUAACAUUAUUAAUUGAUAAUGACAACUCUGUAAAAUAAUGUUUUCUUUUUCCAAAAAAAUUGCCAAAUUUUUCUUACUAAGGUUUAUACAACAUUGACAUAACAUGUGUCAAAAGUAUUAUUAUUUUUUCAAUAGAAUUGAAUUUAAAUCACUGAAACCCAUUAUUUUUAACAAAUUAAAUUACAAUUUCAUUAAUAACUGUUACUCUUACUCACUACUAUGCAUUCCUUUAAUAGUUUAACUUCGAACAAAUCCAUUAUUAAAGCUGUUCAUGCAUUGCUCAAAGUUUUUAUGAUUUUUAUUUAAUAAAAAUCGAUCUUGUACCUAGUAUAUUAUUGUUUCAUUAUAUUUGUAUUAUUGCUUGAAAAYCAAUGAACAAUAGUAUUAAGUAAAGUGCCCUGACAUUAUGUCCAUCCAAUAGUAUUUACUUUACAAAUUAAUAAAAUGGUGUUUUAUAGUUUUAAUUUAUUUCUUAGUUGGGAAUAUUGUUAAGGAAGAACAUAAUAACAUUUUAUUUUUGUAUGAAUUUAACCUUUKAUUUAACAUAUAUAUCUAUAUAUAAUAUAUAUACAUAUAUAUUAAUCAUCUUACUAUUGUAUUGCAAUGAAUCUUGCCUUAAUUUUCUGGUAUCYGCAAUGUUUAUCUUUUAUACUAACUAUGUUUAAAUAUAUGUACACUCAUAAAUGUGUGUAUUUCUACAUUUACAACACCUAAUUUACCACUUUUAAACUUAAAAUACUGUGCGAUAUAUCUGGCACAGUUUUAAUUUAAUUGUUAAAUAACAACUUUGUGCUUUCCAUUAAGUUUAUUCCUCCACCGUGAGUAUCUACUCAACAUUGUUAAACUGUAAUGUAAAUUGUAAAUAUAUUUUUAAAUACCAUUAAGAAAAUAACUAGUAACUAUUAGAUACUUAACUACCUACAUAAACUAAAUACUUUUAGUAUUCUUAUUCAUUCU
Molecule: messenger RNA, 1874 nt
Organism: Diuraphis noxia (Russian wheat aphid)
Lineage: Eukaryota; Metazoa; Arthropoda; Insecta; Hemiptera; Aphididae
Product: septin-7-like
Molecular function (GO): GTP binding
Source: RefSeq, a predicted model, not a curated record